Molecule: messenger RNA, 6548 nt
Organism: Syngnathus acus (greater pipefish)
Lineage: Eukaryota; Metazoa; Chordata; Actinopteri; Syngnathiformes; Syngnathidae
Gene: nyap2b
Product: neuronal tyrosine-phosphorylated phosphoinositide-3-kinase adaptor 2b
Exons: 7
Coding region: 949-4230 (1093 amino acids)
Biological process (GO): phosphatidylinositol 3-kinase/protein kinase B signal transduction; neuron projection morphogenesis
Source: RefSeq, a predicted model, not a curated record
AGCUCUCCAUGGUGCUGAAAGCAGAAAAACACAUUUGAGCUCCAGUUACAGUACGAGCAAAACGCACACACACAGCACUCAAGAGAGGAAACAUAAAACCAGGAAAAGCGACACGCAUGUACGUAUGUGAGUGCGCGUAAUGAGCCGCUGAAGGCACCUAGUGUGAGGAAAUGGUUUUAUCGAGGGAGGAGAGGUCGAGAGGAUGACGAUGUAACGGAAGGUGGCCACAGUAAGCGGUGGGCGUGUUCUCGUUUUGAUCUAUCACUGGGAAGCCCGGUGUCAUCUGUUCCGGCACAGACCUGACAGUUCAGACCUGUGAGGACCAGCUGGAACGUUGAUGGAAAAGCACAUCUCUGGGCUCGGGGUGGCGAUUCCUUUCACCAUGUGUCACAAUGCGGGAGAUUUUGUGCAUUUGUGCAUGGGACCCAAGGAAUUGAUGUGAAAUUCAAAGACUUUAAAGGCUGGAAGUGCGAGCCAGCGAGCCAGCCAGCCAGCCAGCGGUAUUUUGAGGUGAGCGCGCGUGUAUGUGUCAUGCUCACAGCGGCGGCGUUGGAGGUGACGGCGGGUGCGGUCUGCAGCUCUGCUGCGUCUUCCGUCCUUCUCUAGUAUGUGCUGAUGUGCGGAGUGGUAAAGCUGGCACCUGGCAAGGAGCUUGGCACCAUCGGAUCUCCCCUUUUCCCGCCUGAGGGGAGGCUGGAGCGUCGGGUCUUGCACUCAAUGGCCCAGUUCCUCUCGAGCACCAGCCUCAUCCCGGGUCACCGGGACUCCAUCUAGCAAGCCGAGCGUUUGGACCAUACAAUGGAUGGAUUUCUCUGUGGAUUUAAGAGGAAUAGUGCACUGGUGCUGCAGCAAAGGUCGGAGUGCGUACUGGAUGUGCCUGGUGAAGACAGAAGAUUCACUGGUGAACAAACCAGCAGGGACACAAGACCACUUGGGAUCAUUUGAAGAAUGAUGAGCUCCAAGGAAGGGGAAACUAUCCGCUUCUUCCAGUAUGUCGAGGAGAAUGGACUGAAAGCUUACAACGGCCUGCUGGCUCAGAACCUGGACCACGCCAGGAAUGAGAAGAAUAGGCUGUACCUGCAGGAGAAAAACGACAAGAAGAGAAAGCAGCAGGAAGCCAUAAGGAGGACGGGGGAGGACAUAGUAGCAACAGAAGGCAAGCACUUACGUAUGGGCUCCAUCACCAUGCCAGACCCGCAGGAACGCAUGCCCAUGCCCCAUCCGCACGCUCUGGCCUGUGGGCAGGGCUUCUCCGUGCGCUCCCAGUCCCUCCACUCCGUGGGCGGCAGCGGUGGGGGCGGAGACGAAGAGGUGGGGAGCCCGACCUCCAGGAAGCAGCCCCCGCCCAAGCCCAGGAGGGACCCGGCCACCAAGCUGAGCAUGUCGUCCGAAGCGGUGGACCACAGCCCCGUGUCGGCCUGUCGUGGAGACAGAUGUGAUGUUCAAGGAUGCAGUGAGGACUGCCGGCGGGUGCCACCGCCCAAACCCAAGAGGAACCCAAACACACAACUGAGCGUUUCCUUCGACGAGUCUUACAUCAAAACUCACAGCGGUGGAGUGUGCCCGGCCAAAGCGCUCCACCGCAGCUGCUCCCCGUGCGAGCGCAACGCCUCGCCGCCGCAGAGCGACGACAGCCCCACCGACGACUGCGAGGACGAGCCCGUCUACAUCGAAAUGGGCGGGAUAGACGUCGGGGCGCGAGAACUCUCGAAAAGCGAGGACGAGGAGCCGGGGGAGUCGGUGUACGAGGAGAUGAAGUACCCCAUGCUGGAUGAUAUGGAGUACCGUACUGACCCGGUGGGGUGUCGCUCGGCAUGUCCCACCCCUGCACCGUAUGACCCCGAACCUCUCAGCCGAUGCUCCACUCCGAGAAACAUUCCUUUCUGUGACAUUCCUGCUCCGUUUCCCAACUUACUUACUCACAGGCCUCCACUGCUGGUGUUCCCUCCAGCCCCGGCCCAAUGCUCGCCCAAUUCGGACGAGUCCCCCCUCACCCCGCUUGACGUUACCAAAUUGCCAAUGAUGGAGAACCAACCUUAUAGCAAAUCGCCGACCUCUUCUGCCGAGCCAGCCUCUUCGGCACACAUCCGUAGAGAGCUGACGGCCACCCCGACCCUCACCGUUUCUGGCCGCUCCUCCGCACCUCCCCUGCCUUGUACGCUCUACAAAUCAUCCACCUCAUCGUCCUACCAACGCAGCCACUCGGCGUGCCCGUCCCCGGUCAGCAUGGGACGCUGCCUGACCCCGUUGAGCCUCAUGCGAACGCCGCCGUUCGACGCUGCGGUGCCAUUUCCGGGGGGGCUGCCGAGAAGCGCCUCGGCCACCCCUCAUGGCAAAGGGUCACCGCCCCAAGAUGGUGUGGCACGACUCCAUGGCUCCAUGCAGAAUGUGUCGACGGGGCGUUCGCGGACACCCACCAGCCCGCUGGAUGAACUGACCAACCUGUUUACCACUGGCAGGAACAUGCUGAAGAAAAACGCCAGUGGGAGAAAAUCCAAAGAGCCCGGAGAGACUGAGUCCAAAAGUAAGUCCCACGGUGAGUCCAAACGUGAAGGCAAGGAACGGCACGGUCACAGCAAGGAAUCCAAGCGAGACUCGAAGGAGCGCCACGGCAAAGAGUCCUCUCAUCGCAGAGACAGAGACAAAGACAGAGACAAAGACAGAGACAAAGACAGAGACAAAGACAGAGACAGGGAUAGAUCCAACAACAUAGAGUCACUGGCCCACAGGCGCAACAGCAAAGACCGAAGCAACGUGGAUGCAGCACUUGUCCGCAGGGACAGUCGGGAAGGCAGAGACCAAGGCUACAGCAGUGUGGAGCCCAUUCCAGUUAGGUGGGAUUCUAAAGAAAGGAGCUGCAGCUCCGUGGAACCCAUUCCAUUGAUAAGAAGAGACUCAAAAGAUAGAGGGAUUAGCAAUGGAGACAUGAUGCCGAGGCGAGACAGUAAGGACAGGGGUCCAGGACACGGAAUGGAGUCUUUAGUCAAACAGGAAAACAAAGACAGAGAGCGACUCCUCGAUCAGGCGCCAGAGUUAUUACCCAGACAAGACAGCAAAGAGGGUGCUCGAAACGGUGGAGACUGCAGACACGACGGCAGAGAGCGACUGCUGGAUCAGCCACCGGAGCUCAUACCCCGACAGGAUAGCAGAGAGCGUGUGAGAAAUGGGCUGGACUCAAAGCACGAUAGCAGAGACAAGCCACCUGAGCUUCUGCCCCGACAGGAGAGCAAAGACAGAUUUAGAACCGCGUCCGAAUACAGGUAUGAUAGCAAAGACUAUCGUCCCGAUUUAUUAGCCCGACAAGACAGCAAAGAGAGGGCGAGGAACGACAUGGAGCACAGACACGAGGGCAGGAUAGACCAGCCGCCUGAGAUCCUUCCCAGACAAGAGGCACCCAGGAGCAGCAGCAGCAGCAGCAGCAGCAGUAAAGAAAGGUCAGGAUUUGUCCCCGAAUCAAAGCAUGAGGGAAGAGAGAGAAACAUCCACAACGGAGACCUUCCACCACCUUUUCUACCAAGGCAGGACAGUAAAGAUCUGAGCCGGACUGGCCUGGAAGUAAGACCGGACAGCAAGGACAGAAGUCCCAAUGGCUCGGAUCAGCGCCAGUAUGAUGGGAAGCUCCCAAAGAGCCCUACCGCGAUGGAGUACAGGUGCGACAGCAAAGAGAGGGGACACAGAUGUGACGGAACGCCACGACGAGAGAACAGAGCAAAUCAGAGUACGCACCCGUCCAAAGCACAAGAGAGAAGCGGGAGCACAGUGUCGGGCCAGCAUUCCUGCACCACCACGCCUACCCACCACAGCAGAACAACGGGGAGCCCGCCGAUGACCGUGGGCGCCGGAAAUGAUAUGAAAGCAGCGCCUAAGUAUGCCCGCUCGCCUUCCAUGUCCGCUAACCCGUCCCCAAUCGGGACGCCACAAAGGAGAGCGGCAGAGGCCCAUCACAGCCAGCAGAUGCCCCAGAUGCCGUGGAUCUGCGGCGACACCACCAUGCUGGAGCAGAUUGAGAGGAAGCGAACACUCUGCAAAGAAAUCCGGUCCAGGCAACAUCCUCAACUGCAGCGGUAUCUGGAGAGGCCUCCUCCGGACAGGAGUGAGGAUCGGCCAAGUCAGUGCAAGCAAGAGAGUGCCCCGGUCCUCCCGCCUUGCGGGAAGAGCGGCGGGGCCAAGAAGAUCCGUCCUCCUCCUUACCCAACGCAGACAACUGUAUUCUGGGACACUGCCAUCUGACUUGAUCCAAACACACCUCCCAUGUGCCACACAAGCCAGAAUGAGCCCCCUUCCUCUCCCCUCGAGGGAUCAUCCAGACAACCAACCAACCAGAGCACCAGAAGGAUGAUGCUCACUGAUGUCAAAGGACAAUGGUGUUACCAUAGCAAUAUUUCUGCUUGUUCAGGUUGUCAUGUUUUCUUAUCAUCGCUGGUGAUAUUUGAUAUUUUUCUAUUUCAUGUGGCUGGAUUCUUGUAAUAUAACCAGUCGAGUAGAUAUUUGAUCAAUAGAUAUUUUCUAAAUCAGAUGGGGAUUCAAGAGCAUCCGAAAUGAUGUAUAGCAGAUGGAGAUGCCAUCUAACCUUUUGUUAUUUUAGGAUUGUUUUUUUAUGUUUUGCCGAUUACUUUGACCUUAAAUACUCGAUGAAUACUUGUCCUGUGGUAGCAUAAUGUUUUUCUUUCGACCCGACACCUUUUGAAAGCACUACUUAAGAUGAAUGAUGUGUUCAGUUUUGUCUUCAACUAUUUGGAAUUUUCACUAUUGUGUUGUCAGUCGAGGAGUUGUGUCGACAUUAGGGAUGGGUUUAAUCGGUUGUUAAGUGAGUGAGGAGAGAAUUGUCGAUUCAUCGUGUUUGGAAGCAUUUAAGACAAAAUGGAGUGCACUCGGCGCUGCCGAUUCAGUCGGUUCAUUUUUCAUCUGAAAAAACGCAACACGGCAGCUAUGCGAAGUUGAGCUUCAUCCGCACAUUUUUCACCAUCGUAAUACAACACUGUCAUCCGCUCGACUUCAGAACAAUCCCAAAAGGAUUGUCCAAUCCCAUUAAGCCAAACAACAUCUUUCCAUAGUCGACAAGGAAAUGGAGUGAAAUGCCCAUCCCUAACGGACAUGCUGUAGAUUGCUAUCCGCGCCCACUUGAGCUCAUUUCAAAUGUAUAAUGGAAAGAAGUCACUUCAUCAGUCUCUUAGAGGGGGGAACUUUGUCAGAGUGUCGUAGGAUGACAGAGGAAAUGUGACGAUGAUAUCUGUAGUAUUGAACCACACCAAUACGGGUGUGUCGUAGCAAAUUAGAAAAGACAUUAUUAACAGUAUGAUUUCCAAAACCAGCCAAAGCCUGUUUUAAGCGAGAAACUGUGUGGUUGCACUUUGGAUGGGUUGGUUAUUCAAAAUGGGCUUGGUGGCAAUCCACUCGACGCCGGCGCCUUUACUUUGCCAUGCACACUGCAAGUACCAGUACACAGUGUAAAUACUUGAUGCCAAUAACCAGCCUGUACAAUCAACACCUGAGCUUUUAGAACCUGUCUUGAUUUUACUGCAGAUUAUAAUAGCCAUAUGCACUUGCUUAAGAAAUAACUUUCAAGAUGAUGCUUCUAUACAGUAUAUAUUUUUGAAAACGUGACAAGUAGCGAGCUGUGCCAUGUGCCGCGUUUUAUUUUGCCAGGGAAGUCAAAGCUCCAUUCGGGAUUGGCUGUGUGUGUGUGUGUGUGUGUGUGUGUGUGUGUGUGUGUGUGUGUGUGUGUGUGUGUGUGUUUGACAUGCAGUCAUUGACUGAUUGGUUGCCCCCGCAUCGAUUGCGAUUGGCUGGAAACAUUUACGGAGAUCAUCGAGGACCUAUGUCAUGGCCAACAGCUCAAGAAAUGAAUCUAAGGGCAGGGGCUUUGCACAAAGGCCUCCAAAUCUCGGGGGUUUGCCAAGAAAACUGCACUGCCCAUCAUCGUUCCAUCACAUCCAAUCAGGCUGGUAACAAUGUUCCUUCUCCCUCAGCUGUCUCCCUCUACCUCAACCUCCUGUUUUCAUCAUCUCAAUUGGUUCCCUUUUGCACAUUCAAAUGCAAUGUCCACAUUGCCAAAUAGUAUGGGUUGGACGGAUGAGCUACAGCCCUCAGAGUGCAAGUGCAGUAACCCCCUCUCGUGGUGCCAAUCAGCGCCGCAGCCCUCUGUGUUGAGAGAGAGAGCGAGAGCGUGCCAGGGAGUGACCUCUGUGUUUGUGUGUGCCUAGCUACACUGUAUGCAAGCUGAAUCGAAAGAAAAAAUAAAUAUGAUUGUUUUAAAAUGUUAACUUUGCCCCGCACCCAUAAUAUUCGGGAAGGCGGGGUAGGGUUUUGGAAAUGUAAUAAUGAUGAUGUACAAUCUUUUUGUGUGUAUAAACGUGCACUGUGAAAAGGUAGAGAGAGCACCGCACUGUCAGAGUCCUCUGUCUUAUUGCACUUAUUGAGUGUUCUCUUGUUUUGCGUAUUUCAAAAAAAUAAAGGAAAAAAAACUUGUUUGAGGAAAAAUAAGCAUUGUAUUCUGAUUGUCACUUGGGUUUGUUAAGAGAAAUAAAUAAAUAUGAACUUGAAACCUA